Messenger RNA from Cyphellophora attinorum, 1734 nucleotides. RefSeq lists its product as uncharacterized. The transcript has 2 exons. Lineage: Eukaryota; Fungi; Ascomycota; Eurotiomycetes; Chaetothyriales; Cyphellophoraceae. Bases 1 to 1734 code for a protein of 577 amino acids. The record is from RefSeq and is a predicted model, not a curated record.
AUGCCUGAAGCUGCAGCUGCCGACUCUCCCAUACACUCGGAUGCGUCUAGCGACGCCUCGGACAAUGACUCGCAGCACGAGCAUGCCUCUGGCGAAAAAUCUGGCAAGAACUACUCUAUCAAGGACAAGGAAUGCCCGUACUGCCGCCAGAAAUUCACAUCCUCGUCUCUAGGUCGCCAUUUGGACCAGUAUAUACACAAGAAGAAGCCAGAUGGUAUACAUAAUGUAGACGAAAUCCGCAGACUUCGAGGUACUAUCACCCGCCGCACAGCAAGAAAUAGCAAGAAGAAUGGCUCAGGCGACAGACCCUCUACUGGCAACGGCUCUGGUCGCCCCUCGCCUGCACCACUGCCGCCAUCGCACCUCAUCGAGGUCCCCGCCGACAUCAAUGCUGUCCCUACCAGCGGCGUCCAGAGCUCGAUCAACCGCUUGACAUGGCACUCAACCGGUGUCAUCACCGACCCUGCGUCCAUUGACCCAUCGCCGUCCAGUACGACCACGCACGCGAACACUCUCCCCCUCCCCAACACCACCCAUGGCUCUCCCUCCCGCAAGCGCAACUUCAGCACCUACACCUCCGACCUAACCACGAACUCCACCUCCCCCACCGCCCUCGCCGACACCGCCCGCGCCCUCGAGCUCUCCCUCCGCGAAGUCCUCGACAGCCUCCGCGCCGCCACCAAACACGUCGCCACCCCACCAUCUCCCUUCGACUUCGACCUCCCCUCCCAGACGUACCCGUCCCUCAUCCUCCAACUCCUCCCCGUCCCACCAACCCUCAACCAAACCGCCCCCUUCAGCACAAUCCAAUCCGUCCCCUUCGGCCCGCCCGGCCCAGACCAACUCACACCCCUCCGCAACCGCCUAACCUACAACAUCGACCGCUGGAAAUGGUCCGCCCUCCGCCUCGCGCAGCGCACCACCUCCAACAUCGCCGACGAGGCUCCUUCCUCUCCUCCCAAGCCGACUCGUACACCUCCUCCGCCCUCCAACACCUCAACACCAGCUACGAAAACUGGAUACCGUCGCGCAGAGAUCGAAGAAAAGAUGGAAACACUCGAGCAAGAAGCCUCCCAGCUCAAACAACAAGUCGAGUACCUCUCCCGCUGCCAAUGGCCGCGCGAAAUGGCUCUAUGGCCACCCGAACGCACAACCUACAACAGGAAGAUGCGCGACGAGAUCCGCCUCAUCAACCUCCAGCGUCCUACACAAUCCGUCCUCCGCCAGUCCGCCAGUCGGCCGGACACGCACGGCCCGUCCUUUGGAUUGAACGAGCAGCCCUACACCGCCGCGCAGAACACCCACACUACCUACGACGUACACGACGUCGAAGACGACGACGGGGAUGCACCCGGGAUGGCUACGGAGAACGUGAAUACGCGCGGCGACAAGUGGGAUUUCGACAAGCUAGUCAAUAAGUGGCGUAGUCAUGUUAAGGAGGAUCGAAGCAGGAGGGCGCCGUUUACGAGUGCGACGCACCAUUCGGCGAGCUAUCCUGGGGCAGCGGGGAUUGCGAAUGGAGCAAGGACGGCGAGUCCGUUGCAGGCGGUCGACCCAGGCAGGGGUGUUGGUGAUGGCAGUCCUGUCGUGGCUGCUGCGGGAGGAAGUGGAACGGGAAGUGGGAACGCAGAGAUGGAUGGGCUGGGUAUUGCGCCGCCGGGCCACGCAAACCUGCGGCGAGACAAGCCAUUGUUUGGCAAGGGCAAUGAUGUGAGAAUCGUUAGUGAUUGGUGA